AUGGUCCACAUAACCCCAGGCCUCGCCUUCCUCGCACAGAACCUCGUAGGCCCAGGACUAGGCUUCACAGCCUGCGUCCUCGGCACACGCUACCUCGCCCUCCCCAUCCCAGCCUGGGCCAUCGCACUCCUAUCCCUGCUCAGUGUUCCAGGACGUAUUGUGGGUGGGAUACUUUGGACUGAGUUUCGAGAUCGACGAGAGGCGGAGAGGCUGGGUGCUAGGCUGGUACCUAGAGCUAAGGGGAAGAGGUUUGCGAAUUUGGAUGUUUUGGAGGAGUUGUUGGGUCAUUGGAGGAAUGGGUAUCCUGGUGAUGGGAUAUGGGAAUUGGUUGACACCCUUGGCCUGGUUAACAAUUUCAAUGUCUUGUUCGCGAAUAAUAUCUUUACCGUCUGUCCGGAACAUAUCAAGUUGAUACUGGCUACCGACUUUGAUAAUUACGACAAAGGCGAACGAUUUCGUUUCGCAAUGGGCGGCGUCCUCGGUUCAGGGGUGUUCAAUUCAGACGGCAAGAUGUGGCAGUUCCACCGCUCAAUGACCCGCCCCUUCUUCAACCGCGACCGCAUGACCGAUUUCGAGCUCUUCGACAAACACGCAGACACCGUCAUCUCACUCAUCAAAUCCCGCAUGCUCACCGGCGAAUCUAUCGAUUUUCAAGAUGUAAUGCAUAGAUUUACCUUGGACGCUGCGACUGAACAUUUGUUUGGGUCGUGUGUGGAUAGUUUGAGGACGCCGAGCGGGUUGUUGCCUCUUCCUUUCAAUUCCAACUCCACACACAAACACACACAAAAACAAGGAGAGGGGGAGGAAGAGAACCUGGCGAUACAGUUCUCCGCUGCAUUUUUACAAGCGCAGAUCGUGAUUGCUGAGAGGGAGCGGUAUGGGCGUAUAUGGCCCCUCCUUGAAAUAUUCAAGGAUAGGGCGAGGGAGCCGAUGGAGGUUGUUAAUAGGUAUUUGGACCCGGUUAUUAGGGAUGCUGUUGGGAGGUAUAAUGAGAAGAAAGCGGUGGCAGGGGAGAAGGGAGAGGUGGAGGAGGAAGGGGGGGAGACGUUGUUGGAUCAUUUGGUUACGCUUACUUCUGACACCGCUCUGCUCCGGGACGAAACGCUGAACAUCCUCAUUGCCGCUCGUGAUACCAUGGCAGCAACCCUAUCAUUCAUGUUCUACUUCCUCUCCUUACACCCCUCCGUCCUUGCGCGUCUGCGCCAAGAAGCGUCGGAUCGCGUGGGUGGGACGAGGAGGCCGACGUAUGAGGAUGUUAAGGAGAUGAAGUACUUGAAGGCUACUCUGAACGAGACGUUGAGGUUGUUACCUCCCGUCCCUUUCAACGUCAGAGAAUGCCAAAAAGGAGCUAUAUGGCCUUCCCCGGACCCUUCCCAAAAACCACUGUACAUUCCUCCUGGAUCAGCGACCGCGUAUUCAGUCAUAAUGAUGCACACGCGCACGGAUUUGUGGGGUCCUACUGCACACGAAUUUGACCCGGACCGGUUCUUGGAUGAGAGGUUGAAGGAGUACCUCUUACCCAACCCGUUCAUUUUCUUACCUUUCAAUGCUGGGCCGAGGAUUUGUUUGGGGCAGCAGACUAAACUAACCACCCACGGACAGUUCGCAUACAACCAAAUGUCAUUCAUGGCCAUCCGCCUCCUGCAAUCCUUCUCCUCAUUCACACUCGACACGGAGGCCUUCCCGCCUUCUGCGCGCCCGCCUGUGGAGUGGGCUGAGCAAGGAAGGGGGAGGAAAAGGGUGGAGAGGUUUAGGCCGCAGAUUGUGUUGACUAUGUCUAGUACGGGAGGGAUGUGGAUGAAGGCUGGCGCUGAAGGUGCGGGUGUGGACGUUUAA
Messenger RNA from Laccaria bicolor S238N-H82, 1836 nucleotides. RefSeq lists its product as uncharacterized. The transcript has 13 exons. Lineage: Eukaryota; Fungi; Basidiomycota; Agaricomycetes; Agaricales; Hydnangiaceae. Bases 1 to 1836 code for a protein of 611 amino acids. Gene Ontology annotation, molecular function: monooxygenase activity; oxidoreductase activity, acting on paired donors, with incorporation or reduction of molecular oxygen; iron ion binding. The record is from RefSeq and is a predicted model, not a curated record.